AUUUAAAUAUUAAACGGCCGCCCUCACCAAGAAUCUUCUGGCAAGAUGGAAGAUAUUUUUCAUCUUGCAAAGUCGAUUCACGAAACAUUUCAGUGCAUGUGCUACCUCAAUUAGCUCUUAUUUCUCUGCGAACAGAAACGAGAGCUGAAAUCUCAGCGGUGUGGAUCAUAUUUGUGUAUGUUCGGAGACAUGCAUUAUUUUUUAAACAAAACGUUUAGUUGCAAUGUGCAUUUUCCACACUAUGCGGCUCGCUUAUCCUGUUGCCCGACCUUUAAAGCGAGUGAACACACCGAAGGCGUCUUUAUAAAUCAGACCCUUCAGAAAUGAAUGGCGAAUUAUGUAUCAUGCGAUGUGUAGACCGGACAGUGGCGAUGUGCUUGCUAAAGUGGAUAUUUCAUCUUUAAAUUGAAUUAAACGGAAACCCAAGGAAAACUGCCACUAAACUUUCGACCAUAUCGAUUGCUUCUUUGCUUCUUAACGUGUCAUGGCCUUUUCUGUUGCUUUCCACCAAAACAGGCAGUUACUGGGAAAGGAAGGAUUGCUACCAAGCCAUCUGUAUUUAAGGAAGGUUCAACAAUAUGUUGGGGGUAAAGUUGGCAUUGAAGCUUUCAGUUAUGCACCAACACUUCUGUGGUUCCUGGAUUGGUCUGACAUGGACAUACAUCUAAACAAUAUUGCUUUGUUGGGAAUGGGACUAUCGGUGUUUGUAUUGGUCACGGGAUGUGCCAAUAUGAUUAUCAUGUUCAUCUUAUGGAUCCUGUAUCAUUCGUUGGUGAACAUCGGUCAGAUUUGGUACUCCUUUGGUUGGGAGUCUCAGUUGCUGGAAACUGGAUUCCUUGGAAUUUUCCUGUGCCCCUUGCUGACUCUCCGUUCCGUUCCACGUCAGACACUGCCAUCCAAAAUCGUCAUCUGGUCUUUCCGCUGGCUCAUAUUCCGCAUUAUGCUGGGAGCGGGGCUGAUUAAGAUCCGUGGAGAUAGAUGUUGGAAGCAUCUGACCUGCAUGAACUAUCAUUAUGAGACUCAGCCUGUGCCUAAUCCAAUUGCGUAUUACAUGCAUGGAUGUCCAUGGUGGUUCCACAGCUUUGAGGUUCUGGUCAACCAUUUUGUUGAGCUUAUUGUUCCGUUUUUCCUGCUUAUGGGGCGCCGGAUGUGUGCGAUCCACGGAAUUCUGCAGAUCCUUUUCCAGGUCUUACUCAUCGUCAGUGGGAACCUCAGCUUUUUGAACUGGUUGACUAUUGUUCCCAGUAUUGCCUGCUUUGAUGACUCCAAUCUGGCCUUUCUCUUCAGCUCACGACAAGGAAAGGUCAAAGACCAAGUAUCCAUGAUACAGGCUAAAGAGGCAAUGGGUCACAAACCACCUACUCAUUAUGGUGCCUAUGUCCGAAAGGUGCUGAAUAUCUCCUUUGGGGUCCUCAUCGCCUACCUCAGUCUCCCAGUGGUUGUCAACUUGCUCAGUUCAAAACAAAUGAUGAACACUUCCUUCAACCCACUUCGAAUUGUCAACACCUAUGGAGCCUUUGGAAGUAUUACAAAGGAACGGACUGAGGUCAUAGUUCAGGGGACAAUGAAUGAGGAUCCGAAUGACCCCAGUGCCAUGUGGGAGGAAUAUGAGUUCAAGUGUAAACCUGGUGAUCUGAAACGGAGACCAUGCAUUAUUACUCCGUACCAUUACCGUCUCGACUGGCUAAUGUGGUUUGCUGCGUUCCAGACCUAUGAACAAAACGAAUGGUUAAUCCAUCUGGCAGGGCGACUGCUGACGAAUGAUAGUCUUGCAAUGUCAUUAAUACAACACAAUCCAUUUGAAAGUCGAGGACCACCAAGAUGGGUAAGAGGAGAGCACUAUCGUUACAAGUUCAGCAGGCCGGGUGGCAGCCAUGCUGCAGAGGGGAAGUGGUGGAUUCGUAAACGGAUUGGUGUGUAUUUCCCACCCGUCAAUGUGGAAGGGCUGAAGAGAUAUUUCAAAGAGCGAGACUGGCCCAUUCGAGACAACCAGUGAAGCAACGUUUCCUUCAAGAACAAACAGCACUUGGUUUCCAGCGAAUACGUCAUGAUGCCACCUCAGGAAGCAAACAUAUCACCUCACGUCGCAAAGCAUGGUGACUAAUCUUCACCUGUCUACGAUACCUGCCAUUCCCCCAUUGUUACUACAGACGGAACAUAUUUCAAUCAAAUGCAGGUCCCAUUUGUGAUGUUUUCCAGCUGACUGUCUGGCAAGUUUUCCAACCCCAUUAUCUGCAUUGUUUCCAAGUUCCCAUGGAGUUAUCUGUAAGUCAGAUUUCCUUGCAAUUCGGCCCCACUUCUUGCCUUCCCUUCUGUCACAAAGAAGCAAGAGGCUGAGAGGAGAAAUUCCUUGCAUAUAUGAAAUGAGCUGUGUAGUCGCAGCAGUGCACAGAUGAUCCUCUGAUGAUCUAACGUGCCAUCAGUGUGUCUAGAGUCGUUCCCACUUAGUUUCCUAGAAUCUCUGACACCAUAUUAGACUUGAGGCUCUGUGUAGCUUCCUUCCCACCUUUGGUUCUAUUUGCCAGACAGUUUCCUGCUCUUCAUUAUGACCUGCAUCCAGUGGCGGACUGGCCAGGGUGUCAGCUUUCCCGAUGGCAAGUGGGCCCCUGAUGAAGUGGGCCCCCUAUAUCAAGUGGGCCCAUGAUGAAGUGGGCCCCCUUUGUCUCCUGGCAACCAAUAUUUUUAGACCCAGUCCGCCACUGCCUGCAUCCCACUUCAUAAAAGGCACAGCACAUUAGUUUGUCCUGAUCCAAGAUUAGGCCACUGCCCUGUUUAACUGCCAGCAAGUAGUGGGUACAUCAAUCGCCCAUUUCCUUGCUCACUCUCCUCUUUGCCCUGUUGCUGGUUCCAAAUGUGCCCCCCUUAAUCAUAUCCAGCCCACCCAAUACUUUAUCUGCUCCUUUAAUUACAUAAUUAAUCACUUUGCAAACUGUCUCCUGACAGUUCUGCCUUUCAAAUGGCAGAACUUUGCCCAAUUUAGUCAUCGCUUUUGUCACCAAUAAAAAUGAUCUCAAAAUGGCUUCAAAGUGUCUUAAUUAAAUAUAUAAUGAGACAAUACAAUGAAGCAGAAGAUUGACCGGUCUGGAGGCUGCAGCCACUUGAUGCUUUGAUCUAAUUUUAACCUUUCUUGUACUAAAUGUGAUGGUUCUAAUAUCAGUGAUUGUUAAUGUCGAUUCAUCUUUGUGGAAGAAAAUGGGCCGAAGAGCUGCUUUCCUGGAGCUUGUGUGAUAGUUUUGUGAAUGACCUCCUGGGCAAGCUGUAGCCCCAGCUCCUGGUGGAGAGUUUCCUGCCAUUCAAUCGACUCUAUUACUAAAAAUGAAUUUUGUAAUUUCUAAACUAAAUAAAGGCAUUGAUUGCCUGCCUCUGGUUAUUUCUGCAUUUAAAUAAUCAACCCUUAUAAUAAAAGUGUUUUUCAAUUACA
Messenger RNA from Amblyraja radiata (thorny skate), 3421 nucleotides. It is a transcript of the gene lmf1, whose product is annotated as lipase maturation factor 1. NCBI's taxonomy places the organism in Eukaryota, Metazoa, Chordata, Chondrichthyes, Rajiformes, Rajidae. Gene Ontology annotation, biological process: protein maturation. The coding region runs from base 485 to 1996 and encodes 503 amino acids. Gene Ontology annotation, cellular component: endoplasmic reticulum membrane. The transcript is spliced from 11 exons. The record is from RefSeq and is a predicted model, not a curated record.